Messenger RNA from Culex pipiens pallens (northern house mosquito), 1705 nucleotides. RefSeq lists its product as uncharacterized. Lineage: Eukaryota; Metazoa; Arthropoda; Insecta; Diptera; Culicidae. The record is from RefSeq and is a predicted model, not a curated record. The transcript has 7 exons. Gene Ontology annotation, biological process: sensory perception of smell; detection of chemical stimulus involved in sensory perception of smell. Gene Ontology annotation, molecular function: olfactory receptor activity; odorant binding. The coding region runs from base 9 to 1202 and encodes 397 amino acids. Gene Ontology annotation, cellular component: plasma membrane.
UAGAAACCAUGGAGUUUGCCAAGCGUUACUUUGUGCGCCGUCGAAAUCUGUGGAGCAGUGAGUUCAAGAAUCCCAAGGCUUUGUACGAAAGUGGCUGCGAAUCGGUGAUGAGUUUGGCCUACGUUUGCGGUUCUGAAGUCUUAAGGCCAAACUACACGCGGAAGAAUCGCCGGUUGGCCAUAUUGUUCGCUGACUUUAUCUUGUAUUUGAUGUUAAGUUUUUGGUGCACGACCGUGUUUUGGGGCCGGUUGAAUGACGUUAUCUUCUGUUUUGUCACUAUUGGAGGAGCCAUUCAGGCUUUUGCUAAAAUCAGCAGUUACACUGGAAAAGGAUUGUACGACCUUCAUUUGAGAAAUCUGGAAAACUUCAAAAAUGAUCGCAACUAUGAUGAAGUUCAGGAAAUAAUGAUGAACGUUGCAACGAUUUGUAAGCUCUCAGUAACCGUUUUUAAGAUAAUCUUCUCAGGAAUGGUCGGAUUAGUCAUGUUCUACUCGAUUGGAGGAUCGAUAAUGGGGGAACACUACGUGCUGCCAUUUGGAUAUUACUUUCCGUUCAUUGAUCCAGACACCCUCGUUGGAUUUGUAGUAAAUUUCUCAUAUCAAUUAACGUUUAUAAUUUACGCCUAUUGUGGGUUACAAGCCUCGGAUUUAGUUUUCUUAUAUUUAAUCAUGCAUGCGAUUGGAGCAACGGAAACCAUUAUAAUCUAUUUGAGAAAACUCAAUCAUCUCAUCAGUUCCAACGGUGCAUCAUCCUGUCUCGAUCUGCUGCACGAUAUUAUCGAGAAACAUAUCAAACUCACGGAGUACUCAAAAGACAUGAACGACCUACUGAAGAUGGGAAUUUUCAUAAACUUUGGAAGUUUGGUUGCUCAAACUGUGUUUUCUUGUUUCGUGCUUGCAACGGCCGAAGAAAUCUGGUACACUGGACUAGCGAUCGUUGUUCUGAGCACCGUGCAGCUCUUCACCGCCUGUCUGCUGGGAACACUGCUGUCGAGCAAGAAUGACCAACUGAUUCGCGAGAUCUACGACAUAUCCUGGAACAACCUGCCGAUCGAAGCCCAGAAGAGCCUCCAGCUGCUGCUCCACUCGGCCCAGCAACCGAUGGUGCUGUCUGAUGGAUUCAAUGCUGUCGAUUUGUUCUACUUUGUGACGAUCUACAAGCAAAUUUACUCGUUUGUGGCGAUGCUGCUGAACUUCAACUAAAUGACGAAUGGGACGUCCCGCCAGGAUGGAGGCUGAAAUUAUUUCACACGUCACCAGAUAUUGUAAUAAAUAUGGAUAGUCAAGAAGCAUAAUAAGGCGUUGAUAUCUUGCAAGACGGAUGAUUAUGACUGGAUGAGGAAGUUUGCGGAGAAGGACAUAGAAGGAUGAGAUGUGUUAAGAAUUCUUUGGAUGUCAUUUCUGGAAGUGCGCGUUGGAGCAUGAUUUUGCAAAAUACCUAGGGGAAAUUAAAAUUGUGAUGGAAUGUGCGGUGUUGGUCGUUUUUUGAAGUAGAAUUUCUUUUCGAUUACUGCACCCACAGUUGUUAAAAAGCACCCAGUAGUUGAGUUGAGUUGAGAAGAUGGUACAAGUUUCCAUCCAAUCCCUUAGAUCACACAGAAUGUAAUUUCAAUGUAAAUUUUCACUACAACCACCCCCGGGAAAUGUUGAGGGGGUGGGGGCGGAGAAUUAUUCAUCAAAUAAAACUAUUCACGCAGUUUUCUUCU